AUGGAGAAAGCGAUGCUCGGGAUCGCCCUACGAGACAGGAAACGUAACGAUUGGAUCCGAACUACUGUACAGCUACUCUACAGCUCUAAUAACGCGAAUAUAGAGAUCAACGGUGUACCCGAAAACAGGGCAGAGAACCUAAUUACCACAGUGGUGCAGUUAUCUACGGUUGUCAAGAGUCCGAUUACUAGCGAAGAUUUACAAAACGUGACAAGAGUUGCAAAACUUUCCGAAGAUAAAGAUAGGCCUAGAGCUAUUAUAGCCAAGUUCCGAACACCGCGUCUUCGUGACAGGAUUCUAGCUGCGGUAACCAAAUUUAAUCAAGAAAACGACAAGGAUAAACUAUCUUCCCAGCAUCUUGGAAUUGGCGGAACUCGUGUUCCAGUAUUUGUGGCAGAACACCUCACUCCGGCUGCAAAGAAACUACAUGCAGCAACAAGAAAACGAUGUAAGGAACUUAACUACAAGUAUGUAUGGAUUCGCAACGGGCGCAUCUACGUUCGUAAAGACGACAAGGAGCAGGCCUUAUUAAUUAGAAGUUCGGAUAGCUUAGAAUUAAUGAAUUAAAUAACUGAAUGUUUCAUGGUAAUAGCUUUGGUAGUAUACUAUCGUUAAAGAGUUCGAUAUUUAUUAUCAAAAUGUACAAGGUCUAAGGACAAAGACG
This is a messenger RNA of Cydia pomonella (codling moth), 664 nucleotides long. RefSeq lists its product as uncharacterized. Bases 1 to 567 code for a protein of 188 amino acids. The transcript is spliced from 2 exons. The record is from RefSeq and is a predicted model, not a curated record. NCBI's taxonomy places the organism in Eukaryota, Metazoa, Arthropoda, Insecta, Lepidoptera, Tortricidae.